UUCGCGCACAUUCUCUGUAGUGGUCUCUCUCUGUAGCUACCUCAGACGCCAGAGGCCCAAAUCCAUAUUCUUCAUAUUCGAUUCUUCUGCGAAGCCCUGAUUUCUCCUUCAAUCAAAUUAAGCAUCAUAAAUCUCAAACAUUUCAGUUCAAUUCAUCUGAUUUCUAACGAGUUUUAGUUUCUCCAGAGUUAAUUUGCUAGUGCUGGUGUGCUGUCGUUCUUCUGAGCUUUCAAUCUCGACCGUUCGAUUCUAUGGCGGUGCGGCCCCCGCCGCCGGAGCCGCCGUACUUAUCUACUACGUGUUUAAUCGGAGGUUGGCGUCGCAAGUUGACACCGACGACGACGACAGCGAUCGGAGUGGAAAUCUCUCGAAGAUGAGAUCGGCGAGAAAGAGGCUCUCUCGGCGACCGGCGCAAGCGCCUGCCACGUGGCUCGAGUCGCUGAACACAUUGUCCGAUACGCUCCGGUUCACUUACUCUGAAACACUCGGCAAGUGGCCGAUCGGCGAUUUGGCCUUCGGCAUUAACUACCUCAUGCGUAGGCAGGGUAAUUUACAAGUUGCGAGUGUAUAUGCUGGUAGUGAUAGUGUGCAGCUCAAAGGGUCUGGAAUUAUUGAGGAGUUGCAUUAUUACUUGAAGUUGUUGACGCUUUGUAUGCUUUUUUCAAAGAAACCGUUUCCGGUGUUUUUAGAGUCCGGGGGUUUCUCUCAGGAAGAUGUACUUCUUCAGAAGCCCAAGGCUGGGCUUCUGAAGCCUGCAUUCACAGUUAUUCGUGAUAAAAACUCAAAAUGCUUCCUUCUAUUAAUACGUGGUACACAUAGCAUCAAAGAUACACUAACUGCUGCUACUGGAGCAGUGGCCCCAUUCCACCAUUCGGUUUUGCAUGAUGGUGGAAUAAGCAACUUAGUCCUAGGAUAUGCCCACUGUGGGAUGGUUGCUGCAGCCCGUUGGAUUUCUAUGAUCAGUACUCCUUGCUUGCUCAAGGCUUUUGGUGAAUAUCCUGACUACAAAAUAAAGGUUAUUGGGCAUUCACUGGGUGGUGGUACAGCUGCAUUGUUAACAUAUAUUCUUCGAGAGCGGAAAGAGUUCUCUUCAAGCACUUGCAUUACAUUUGCCCCAGCUGCCUGUAUAACGUGGGAGUUGGCAGAAUCUGGCAAGCACUUCAUCACUACUAUCAUCAAUGGCUCUGACCUGGUGCCUACUUUCUCAGCAGCUUCUGUUGAUGAUCUCCGGUGUGAGGUCACAGCUUCAUCUUGGUUAAAUGAUUUGCGGGAUCAGGUUGAACGUACAAGAGUUUUGAAUGUUGUUUAUCGCUCUGCCUCUGCUCUGGGUUCUCGUCUACCAUCUAUAGCUAGUGCAAAAGCGAGGGUUGCUGGUGCUGGUGCACUGUUGCGGCCAGUAUCUAGCAGCACACAGGUUGUGAUGAAGCGUGCACAGAAUGUUGUUGUCAGAACUCAUUCAUCUAUAUCAUCAUGGUCUUGCAUGGGUGCACGUCGCCGGAAUGUGGGUCCAUUAUUGAAUUCUAAAGCAGAUGAUUUGCCUGAAGCUUCUGUCGUAUGUGAAAAGGAUUCUGAAUCUGAGACUGAAAGAGUGAUCAUAGAUCCAAUGCAGAAUAACUUGGAAUCUAGUUUUAGUGGCCGAUCCGGUCAUGAUGACACCGAUGAAGAGGAGCAGCUUUUGCCAGUGAAUGAAAAUACUACUACAUCUACUGUUGGAGACAUCACUGAAGGUGAGUUGUGGUAUGAACUGGAGAAGGAGCUUACGAGGCGGGAGAAUGACGUCAAUGUCGAGGCCCAGGAGGAAGAAGCUGCUGCAGUGAGAGAAAUAACCGAUGAAGAAAACAUGCUGGUUGAUGUUGCAGAAAGCAAUACGGCCAUCUCUUCAUUAGAUGUUUCAGAGAGCCACCGGUUCUACCCCCCUGGCAGAAUCAUGCACAUUAUUUCUGCCCCUUCGUCUGAUUCAAUUAAUUUAGAUCAUGAUGGACCUAUUGAAGAACAUGUGGGUAUAUACGAGACACCUAGAGAACUGUAUAGUAAGCUCCGACUUUCUAGGACGAUGAUUAAUGAUCACUACAUGCCUAUGUAUAAGAAAAUGAUGGAAUUGUUGAUCAGGGAACUGGAAAAUGAUGAAUCCAGUAGUUGUAUGAUGUGAAAAAAAAUUAAAUUAAUAGAAAAUAUAUUUAUGUUGCAUUGC
This is a messenger RNA of Prunus mume (Japanese apricot), 2191 nucleotides long. Its product is annotated as lipase class 3 family protein. The record is from RefSeq and is a predicted model, not a curated record. NCBI's taxonomy places the organism in Eukaryota, Viridiplantae, Streptophyta, Magnoliopsida, Rosales, Rosaceae. Gene Ontology annotation, biological process: lipid catabolic process.